Messenger RNA from Hippocampus comes (tiger tail seahorse), 1282 nucleotides. RefSeq names its product gastrula zinc finger protein XlCGF8.2DB-like. The transcript has 2 exons. Lineage: Eukaryota; Metazoa; Chordata; Actinopteri; Syngnathiformes; Syngnathidae. Bases 115 to 1119 code for a protein of 334 amino acids. The record is from RefSeq and is a predicted model, not a curated record.
UAGCUUGGUUGAGCUUGCUGGCUGCGGACAAAGAAAGACGUUUGUUAGCAGCAGGUUGCUAAGCAGAGAUCUCGUGACAGUGUCAAGUGUUGUGAUUUUUUUCUCCUUUUGAUAAUGUGUGCAAAAAGUGUGAAAGAAAAGUAUGAAGAUGAACUUUGUCGAGCAAGCAAGCGACAGCGUAAAUUACUGGAAGCUGUUUGUAAGACCCCUCAAAUUGAGGUACACAGAGCAGAUGUGAGUGAUGAAGAUUUUCAUCCUGAACAGCAGCAGUCUCCUCAUGUAAAAGAAGAGGAGGAUGAGACUGAUAUCACCCAACUGCCAUUUAAUCGUGUCAUUGUGAAAAAUAAUGAUGAUAAUAAUGAUGAUGAUGAAGAAAAAGAAAGUGAUGAAGACCACUGUGUCGGAUUCCAAGCAGACAGCCGCCUCUUAGCACCACUCUCAGAUCGCAAAGACAAAAUGUCAGAUUCGCCUAACACUGAUGAUGAACACUUGAAAUGUGAUCUGACACUUCACACAGACAACAAAUGCUUGAAAUGCUCUCACUGUUCUAAAACUUUUAGUAACAAGAAAAUCUUGAAACGACACAUGAUGACACACACCGGAGAGAAACCCUUUGCAUGCUCCAUGUGUGGCAGAAAAUUCUCUCAGAAGGGAAAUUUAAGAACACAUAUGAGAACGCACACUGGCGAGAAACCGUUUUCCUGUGCCGCCUGCGACAAAAGUUUUAGUGAUGGUUCAGCACUGAUUCAACACCAAAAAACGCAUACUGGUGAGAAACAAUUCAUGUGCUCUGUUUGUGGUAAAGGUUUCACCCAAAAGGGAAAUUUUAUUACACAUACGAGAACACACACCGGAGAAAAACCUUUUUCCUGUUCGGUCUGCAGCACCAGUUUUAACGAUAGUUCAGCAUUGGCGCGACAUAUGAGAACGCACACUGGGGAGAAACCAUUUUCUUGCUUAUUCUGCAGAAAAAGCUUCUCCCUCAAGGGAAAUUUUGUCGCCCACACAAGAAUGCACACAGGAGAAAAACCUCAUUCUUGUUCAAUCUGCCAAGCAGGCUUUAGAGUUCGCUCAGGUUUGGUUCAGCACAUGAAAAAACAUGCUAGUGAGAAUUCUUAACGACAAGUACUGUAUGUGUGAUGUUUCAUGUACUAGUGGCAUUUGCACACUGAAUUGAAGACAGACGUUUCACGACCUUUUUUUAAUAGGGUGUCUAUCUGCUAUGGCAGUGUUCUUCAAACAUUGUUGAGCUGAUUUUUUCUCAUAAAAAAAAUAUAUACAC